Pteropus alecto (black flying fox) is the source of this 2293-nucleotide messenger RNA. RefSeq names its product solute carrier family 25 member 29 (gene SLC25A29). Lineage: Eukaryota; Metazoa; Chordata; Mammalia; Chiroptera; Pteropodidae. Gene Ontology annotation, biological process: mitochondrial L-ornithine transmembrane transport. Gene Ontology annotation, molecular function: high-affinity L-arginine transmembrane transporter activity. The record is from RefSeq and is a predicted model, not a curated record. Gene Ontology annotation, cellular component: mitochondrion.
GCCAGCGAGGAAUGUUCGCCCGGCGAGGAGUCGCGCACUGAGCCGCCGCCGCCGCCGCCCCCCAGUCCCGGUCUGCCCGGCGCCCCGCGCCAGGAGGCGUCGGCCAGGCCGAAUCCCAGCUCAGCGAGCGGGGGUGGGGGGUGGCUCGACGGCGACCAGCCCGGCUCGGAGGGCCCGGAGGAGGACUUGGAGGAAGGGCGGCCUCGCAGGGGACCUCGCAAUGGCUCUCGACUUCCUGGCUGGAUGCGCUGGGGGUGUGGCAGGCGUGCUGGUGGGACACCCGUUUGACACAGUCAAGGUGCGGCUUCAGGUCCAGAGCAUGGAGAAGCCCCAGUACCGAGGGACCUUGCACUGCUUCCAGUCCAUCGUCAAGCAGGAGAGCGUGCUGGGCCUGUACAAGGGCCUGGGCUCGCCGCUCACGGGGCUCACCUUCAUCAACGCGCUGGUGUUCGGCGUGCAGGGCAACACCCUGCGGGCCCUGGGCCACGACUCGCCGCUGAAUCAGUUCCUGGCGGGCGCGGCGGCGGGCGCCAUCCAGUGCGUCAUCUGCUGCCCCAUGGAGCUGGCCAAGACGCGGCUGCAGCUGCAGGACGCGAGCCCCACCCGCACCUACCGGGGCUCCCUGGACUGCCUGGCGCAGAUCUACCGGCACGAGGGCCUGCGCGGCGUCAACCGGGGCAUGGUGUCCACGCUGCUGCGCGAGACGCCCAGCUUCGGCGUCUACUUCCUCACCUACGACGUGCUGACGCGCGCGCUGUGCUGCGAGCCAGGCGACCGGCUGCUGGUGCCCAAGCUGCUGCUGGCCGGCGGCACGUCGGGCAUCAUGUCCUGGCUCUCCACCUACCCCAUGGACGUGGUUAAGUCGCGGCUGCAGGCGGACGGGCUGCGGGGCGCCCCGCGCUACAGGGGCAUCGUCGACUGCAUGCGCCAGAGCUACCGCGCCGAGGGCUGGCGCGUCUUCACGCGCGGGCUGGCCUCCACGCUGCUGCGCGCCUUCCCCGUCAACGCCGCCACCUUCGCCACCGUCACCGUGGUGCUCAGCUAUGCGCGCGGCGAGGAGGCCGGGCCGCCGGAGGGCGAGGCUGUGCCCGCCGCCGCGGGGCCCGCGCUGGCUCAGCCCUCCAGCCUGUGACCCCAUGGCCGUCCCCUGGCGGAUCGCCCCGCGCCGCCCAGAAGCCCAGACACUAGGCUGAGGACGCAGUCAGAUGGGCUGAAUUCCACUCACCAGCGGGGCGACCUGGGCCACAAACUUUGACAUCAGUUUUAUCAUCUGUGAAAUGGGGAGCCUCAUUCAUUGUGCAGUCAGCGCUGCGACAGGCCUGUGCAGCGCCUGGCACGGUUACCUGGAGUCUUCCAGAAACCCAGCGACACUAGCCCUUCCCUGGGGUCCUGCGCACCACCGCCAUGUGGCCUCUGAUGGCCCACCCGUGGCCUGCCCAGUGACUUACUAACUCUGCACAUCCUUUACCUGGCAGAGCUCCAGAGACCUUGUUCACCUGUCUAGUCUGUGUUGGGGACAGAGAGGCAGCUGGGGGUGCCUCCUGGCAUCAGAAUUGAAUCCUCUGCUGAUGUACCCAGCUUCUCCACAGGGCACUGCUAGGAAUACCCCCACUACUGCCACCCCUACCUGAGGGGGACCUGGGGACCUGCCGAGAAGACAUGGAUGGGAUCUGCCGGAGGCUCCGUGUCCUCCUGGGGACUGGGGUGGGGAUCAGGAGAGCUCGACAGAUACGGCCUGGCAAGCAGAGGUCCUUUUACCCUCGUCCUCAGGCUGUCUGUAAAAGGGGGACAUGGGUCAGUGGAUACCUGGAGCUCUGGCCCCCAGCCCCAGCCAGGGUUCCCCAAGGUGUGCAGAGGGGUCAUCAGGCAGGUAAUAUAGAAUCCCCAACCCCUAGCAAACAGUGUCUCUCCUGGGCACUUUCCUCAGUGCCUGGUGCUCCCGUGAGGCCAUGAAGGGCCUGUUAGUGGGCAUAGGGGUGGCCAUUUGGGGCCCCUCUUGGCGGAGGAGGAUUGGAGCCCACGUCCGGAGCUGUGACUAGAAGCCAGGGCUGUGGUGGGAGCUGGGGGUAGCUGGGCACAUCCGAUAUGGUGCGGCCACGUGAUCGGAUCGGGAGGCCGCUGGUUGUGCCUGGAUGGGAGGUCACUGGCCUCAUCUCCCUGAGUGGGCCUCCACCCCCUGGACAAUGUGACAAGCUCUCCUGGGAGGCAGACACGGCUCCCACCCUGUAUGCAGGGUGUCACCGUUGCACAGAAACACCGAGGGAAUAAAGUAUUCUUUGUUUUUUUUUUUUAA